UUUUUUCUUUAUUUGCAGUUCAAAGGUCUACAAUGUCCUUCCUCGGUCGACUGCAGUAGAAGAAGAGGUGCUCGUAUUGGUGAUGAAGGCCUCUUUGCUGUAGGAGGUGCUGGGAGUUUCCUCGACGGAGCUGCAGGAUGCAGAUCCUGGUUGCCAAGCUGCUCGGCCUGCUAGGGCUGUUUGGCCUCAUGCUGGCGGGAGUGCUGGUCCCAGUGCGCCUCCUGGUGGUCGACUCCAACAAGGCACACAGGUACAGGAGGGCUCUGUCUCUCUGCAACUCGUUCAGUGGCGGUGUGUUCCUGGCCACCUGCUUCAACGCCCUGCUGCCUGCAGUCCGAGACAAGGUGGCCGACGUGUUUCAGCAGCUGCACAUCGACAGCGAGUACCCUCUGGCCGAGACGACGAUGAUGAUUGGUUUCUUCCUCACAGUCUUUGUAGAACAAACGGUCCUCACGUUCAGGAAGGCGAAACCGUCCUUCAUCACCCUAGAGACGUUCAACGCCGGCAGCUCGGAGGCCGGCAGCGACUCGGAGUACGACACGCCCUUCAUCUCUUCCACGCCGGGCUCUGCGGGUGGCAACAGCCACUCCCACGGACUGCAGCAUGUCCACUUCAACCCGGCAGAAUUAGCUGGGGCGGGGCCUUUGCGGCUGGCCAGCCUGCUCCUGGCCCUGUCGGCGCACUCUGUCUUUGAAGGCCUGGCGUUGGGUCUUCAGGAGGACUUAGCCAAGCUGGGCGGUCUCUUCCUGGGUGUUGGCGUCCACGAGUCACUGGCUGCAGCGGCCUUGGGUGUGAGCAUGGCCAAGGCGGCGCUCAGCAUGAAGCAUGCCACCAAGCUGGCGGUUACGGUCAGCCUGAUGAUUCCUCUGGGCAUGGUGGUGGGCAUGGGCAUCGAGUCAGCUCAGACCCUGGCAGGCAGCGUGGCGUCAGUGGUGCUGCAGGGCCUCGCCGCUGGCACGUUCCUGUUUGUUACCUUCUUCGAGAUUCUCUUCCAUGAACUUGAGGACAAACAAGACCGGCUGCUCAAAGUGCUGUUCCUCAUCCUGGGCUACACCGUGCUCGCCACGCUUAUCUUCAUCAAGUGGUGAGCACACGAGUCACCAUGGAAAUGAGCACUGCAGCAAUACCAAAAGAAGCCUGCUCUGCCCUUUCUGCUUCCAUGGUAACACUCCAAUUAUCAGCUGCUUCCUCAGGGGGUGUGGCUCUGUGAUUCACUGUAGUUUCAUCAGUGGUUCAGUUAUUAAGUGGUUAUUAAUCAGUUCUGUUUCUUAAAACCGGGUUUUUAACAGCACAUUGUGUAUCUUCAGGCAGGUUAGCGCCCUCUAGUACAGCAAAUUGGAUAAACACUCAAGCAGCAGUUUGCGUAGGAAAAGUUUCUCUCUUUAAAUUCAGUGAUGUCUGCUGCCAUUUGCUGGUUAAUAGACAAACAGCAGGUUUCAGAACCGGCUUGGAGUGUGUUUACAGAACAAAUAUUUGAGGACUUGUUCGUAGACCUUCUGCCUUGUGGUUGGCAGCUUCAGUUGUGAUAAACGGCAAAUGUUAUAUUCCCCGAGCAAACUGAACAGGGUUUCUCUCCGUGCAGCGUUUCCCUGACUGAAUGUGGGCAUUCGUAAGAAAGCUUCAGGAUAUUUAGCCAACAUCUGGGUGUUUCCUUCUUGAACCUGUGGUGCUCGCGGUGCGCGUGCAGGCUGUGGGUGGAUCAAACUGUUACUGUCUUUAUUAGCUCUAUAAAGUUUGUAUAGCUCAGUAUUGCUGUGUUGGGAAGACACACGUGUUCAUUUAGUAAAGUUUUGGUCACAUGAUGCCAUUGCC
Messenger RNA from Thalassophryne amazonica, 1812 nucleotides. Its product is annotated as zinc transporter ZIP3-like. The transcript has 2 exons. Gene Ontology annotation, molecular function: zinc ion transmembrane transporter activity. The record is from RefSeq and is a predicted model, not a curated record. Gene Ontology annotation, cellular component: plasma membrane. Gene Ontology annotation, biological process: zinc ion transmembrane transport. NCBI's taxonomy places the organism in Eukaryota, Metazoa, Chordata, Actinopteri, Batrachoidiformes, Batrachoididae. The coding region runs from base 138 to 1088 and encodes 316 amino acids.